AUGCAGGCACCCUCAGAGCACCCAUGUGUCUCUAUCGUGGAGCCUGGGCCUCCCUCUGUUGCUGCAGCAGAGGCAGCUGCACUACCUUCAGAAGUGGCGACUACGACAAGAACACGAGCGACCCAUGCCGAGCCAACUACCGAUACACCGUCCGCGGCUCCUGCUGAACGGCAGCUAGAGCCUAAUGUUUCAGAGCCAUCAACUUCGAAGAAAGUUGUUUCUACUCCCCCAUCUUCGCGGAUGAAGGAUGACUGCAGCAGCAGCAGCAGCACCACCAACACCAGUGGCAGCAAUUUCGGCAGCAGCAGCGAAAACGGCAGCAGCGCAGGAGUAUCCUCGACCCCUUCAGGAGCUGCCAACUCUCGCGAAAACGAGCAGCCUGAAGGCUGUUAUGGCAUCCCGAAGGGUGAUGAAUCUAUGCAGGCCCUUAGGAGGCACGUUGAGCUGCUUAUCGACCGAGAGAUCAAUUCGAAGGCUCGCACCCGGCUUGAGACAUGCCUCGAUGCGCUAGAGCCAGAGCGGCUGGAUCCUCAGCUGCUCAGAGUCAUUUGUGCAAAGGGGCUGCCAGAGGGGUGCCCGGCCUUGCGCUCAGUUUAUUGGCGCAUCCUGCUGCACUGUCUCCCCCUGGAAGCGUCAAAGUGGCAGGAACACCGUCGCACGCUUCGAGAAGCAUACGAAUCGUACAAGGCUGAAUUCAUCCGUGAACCCGAGGCAGUGCGCCGCUUGCGACGCAUGCAGCAAGAGCAGCAGGAGAAGAACCGGCAGAAGCCUCAGGAGGGCUUUACGGAGGAGCUCAGCUCCGGUAGCUCCCCGGACGGAGGCGCUAGUGGAUGCGGCAAAGAUUCCUCAAUUGGCUCUACUGCGGCUUCCGAUGGCGUCAAGACAGCUCAAAAGGCGUCGCAGUCAGGGGAUCAGCGCAGUAACCGAUCGCAGUCCGCUUCCUCCAUAGCAGUCGCGGCAGUUAGCGAUCACCCUCUAUGUCGGAGCGCAACAAGCGAGUGGCGGGGGUACUGGGUGGACGCUGAGGUUUUCGACCAGAUAAAUAAGGAUGUGUUUAGGACCCGUCCAGAGCUGUGCUUCUUUGCCAUGAACCCUCAGCAAACAGUCAUGCGGCAGCAGCAGCUGCAUUUGUAUCCCCCGCCUCCGACUCGCCUGGCGCAACCCCAGCAUCAGCAGCAGUCCGACGAGGUUCCUCUUCUCGUGAACUACUACGACUUGCUGCAGCAGCAACGGCAGUCCCAGCAGAAGAAGUCUGCCUCCACCUUGACUGUGUCUAUUGGCCGGCUUUCCAGUGAGGAUGCAUGCAGCAAGGGCGACGUCGAAGCCUUCAAGAACGCAAGUGCGAUAGCCAGCAGCAGUGCCUCUGGAUCCGGAAGAUCCUUCUCAGCCUCAGCAGCGGCGGGCUUUGGCCAGCAGCAGGCGCAAGCCUUCGACUUCAGCAGUGGCAGCCUAGAGGACGGCGAGCAGUGGGGAAAGUUUUCCGCCUCAGUCGGAGUGCCUUUCCCUUACUGGAUCAACGAGGCGCAGCAAAGCAGCGGAGCCUCAAGUCACAGCAAGCAGGCUCCAGACGCAGCCGAUGCCCUCGAAGCUUCUGCGGCAGCCGCACAAGCCGCUCGCCAGCUCAAGCGGCAGUUGACUUCCGCGAAGCGAUCAGCAGACGCCAAACCCUCUCACAGUUCCCCAACGAACGUGCGCUCGUCCCCUCACGAUUCGUUGGAAUCAGACUCUGUGUUUUCCGCGGGCACCAUCGCCUCCUGCGCGCCUCUACCAUCGCCCUCUCGCGCACGUACUGCGCAGGGUUCCCUGGGGGAGGGUACUCUCGGGGAGAAACUUGCUCCAAAGCAGCCGGUAGAAGCGACAGCGGAGGUAGCUGGCACUGCAGUCUUGGCGCAGCAACAGUCGAGCGGAGAGGGAGCCCUCACCUCUUCGUCUCCUCGCGUCGCUGAGGAUACGCCUGUGAGGGACGUGUCUGCGCACUCCAAGGGGGAAGAGGGGCAAACUGAGAAUCCUGUGUCGACAGAAGGAAAGCAAGACGCGCUGCAGCCGUGGCGUGCGCCAGCUGGAGUGCAGGACGUCUGCAACAUGAUAAACCCCCGGCGGCAUUACGAUGUGCUGUCUCGCCUCCUGUUCAUUUACGCCAAGGUUAACCCUGGCCUGUGCUACGUACAAGGCAUGAACGAGAUCCUCGCACCAAUAUACUAUACCCUCAUGACGGACCCGACAUACACGGACUACGAACAGGCAAGAGAGCUUCCAAAACAGCCUUUUGGCUGGCCGCUGUAG
Molecule: messenger RNA, 2283 nt
Organism: Cyclospora cayetanensis
Lineage: Eukaryota; Apicomplexa; Conoidasida; Eucoccidiorida; Eimeriidae
Exons: 6
Coding region: 1-2283 (760 amino acids)
Biological process (GO): activation of GTPase activity; intracellular protein transport
Molecular function (GO): GTPase activator activity
Source: RefSeq, a predicted model, not a curated record